AUGUCACCUCUACAUAAACCUGCACAUUUAUGUUCACUACUAACUUGAAUUAGAUAAUCGUGCUUUGGUACUGUAAGUGCAUAAACCAUAAAGAAAAAUACCUUAUACCGUAUUUAAAUAGGUUCGAUAAGGUAACACGAUCGAUCUUAUCGAUUCUGAUUGUUUACACUUAAUUAAUUGUAAGUAAAAUUAAGGUAGAUGUAAUCAUUCUCAGUGUGUUUGUCGGUGUACCUGAACAAAUGGGGAGUCCGUACAUUUACGACGAGCAAACAAAUAAAUAGUACGAACAUAUACUUAAAUAUACCAAAAAAAAACUAUAGUUUUAUGAUGACAAGUACACGAUUGGAUACUGAUGAAGCAAAUAUAACAAAAAUAAAAAAAUACGGAAUAUAUUCUGAAUUCCAUUGUUUUAAAAGAUCUGAAGAUUACUUAGUCUCUAACAUUCAUCGCAGUACCUUGCGAGAAUUGGGGCCGAAACUUUGGGAUAACAAGAUUAUAAAAGCAGUUAAUGAUGAGCGGCCAAGCACUCCAACUGAAGAUGGCGUCAUCAAUAUGUACCAAAAAAAUAAGAAAUUACAACCGCAAGCUAAAAUAAUGAAUCCAUGUUUAUGCAAAACAAGAACCAAUAGGGAAAGAAGUUACGGUACCGACAUAAAGCAUACGUGUACAGACAAUUGCUAUUUUGGCUAUUUCGAUACAGACAUAUCUCGAUUACUGCAUGAUAUGGACUAUACGUACAAUACAGUUCAAAGCAUAAUGCAAGGCGUUAAACCAUGUAAGAGGGAAUGUGCUUCUGAAUUCAGCUCGAUUUUAUUAUUAGUAAUCGAUUCUCAUAGAAUUGACAAAUUCUUCGAAAUUGAACGCUUAAAGAAAUUUAUUAAAAUGAAAAAAGAACAGUAUCAUCUUGGAGGAGACCAGGACCCUACUAUUCAAUCAACUUAUCUGAAAGAUGCAUUUGACGUAACAUCACCACAACAAUGCAUUGGAUUGAAAUUAUUAUUAUGCAAAUAUUUAUUAAGUAAUAUUAUGGAAACUAUAACUUUCGUAUGUAACUAUUUUCUUAAUAAUCAACACCGUAGAGCAUCUUUGGUCUCCUUCCGAAAUUGGUCUUUCAUAAAUAUAAUUCAAGGAUAUAUUUUAAGUAUUAUCCUACGAAUGGCAAACAAAAAUAAUUUGUAUGUAUUGACGAAACAGCACAUCGUUUUAAUAACAGAUGCGGCACUAAAUACAAUUGCACAAGUUGAAUGUGUAAUAAAAAAUGGGAAGUUUUUAGAAGAUGCAAAUCUUUUUUCAAGAUAUUAUAUGACUGAGGAUAAUGAGACGAACAAAGACCAGCGAAUUGCUGUAAGAAAGUCCUCAGUUUUACAAAUAUUGUACGUCUAUUACAUAUUUGUUUUAAAAUCAGUGAGGUUACUUAACAACGCCAUAUGUUAUGAUACACCGAUGACACACGAUAACUUUAUGGAACAAGAAGAAUUCUCGGAUUCUGGAGGAAUAGACGACGCUACCAUCACUCUUUCCAACGCAGCUUCCGUCAACAUAAUAAGGUCCGACUUUACUAUAAAUAUCACUAUCAACAAGAGUGCGGCAACAUCUUUCAUAUUUACUAUAGAAGAUAUCACGGGCCCGUGUAAAGAACUAAAAACGAAAAGCGUCAGCACACUGUGCAAUACAGAACUUGAAAAUGAUAACCAUAUGUCAAUUUUCGGGUACAGCAAAUUAUUGCUGAAAAAACUAGUAAAUAGUUCCAAAACAUUGAGCGCUUGCCUUAAUUUAAAACAAGAAGAACUGAUUACCGAAACUAUAUUUGAAGAUACCGAGACUUCUGCAGACAGCUAUGUAAAAAUUGUCCACAAUUACUUGAAGCGAUUCACUUGUCAAACGUUUUGCACAGAUUUAUUUACAUGUCUUACACAAGCUGUAGUAAAUAUGUUUUUUAGUUUCCGAUUAUAAAUAAAAGAAUCGAGUUUCA
Trichoplusia ni (cabbage looper) is the source of this 1972-nucleotide messenger RNA. RefSeq lists its product as uncharacterized. Bases 325 to 1953 code for a protein of 542 amino acids. The transcript has 2 exons. The record is from RefSeq and is a predicted model, not a curated record. Lineage: Eukaryota; Metazoa; Arthropoda; Insecta; Lepidoptera; Noctuidae.